AUGACUUCUCAGCUCUUCCUUGGUGCUGCCUACAAAGGUGGCAGCCAUUUCCUGCCUGGCAUAGUGGCUGCUCUCAGACCCCUCGUAAAGCCCAAGAUUGAGAGGACCAAGAAGUUCAUCUGACACCAGUCAGACCUAUGUGUCAAAAUUAAGUGGAACUGGCGGAAACCCACAGGCAUUGACAACAGGGUAUGUAGAAAGUUCAAGGUCCACAUCUUGAUGCCCAACAUUGGUUAUGGGAGCAAAAAGAAAACAAAGCACAUGCUGCUCAGUGGCUUCUGGAAGUUUCUUGUACACAGGAGCUUGACGUGUGCUGAGAUUGCUCACAACGUCUCUUCCAAGAACCGCAAAGCCGUUGUGGAGAGAGCGGCCCAGCUGGCCAUCAGGGUCACCAAUCCCAAUGCCAGGCUGUGCAGUGAAGAAAAUAAAUAGACAGGAGUUCUCAUUGUGGCUCAGCAGGUUAAGAACCCAACUAGCAUCCAUUAGGAUGCUGGUUUGAUCCCUGGCCUAAGUGAGUUAAAGAUCCAGUGUUGCCACAACCUGUGGCAGAUGUGGCUUAGACCUCAAGUUGAAAUGAAUAGUGGGCUCGUAUGCACAUUGCAUCUGUGUUAA
Phacochoerus africanus (Common warthog) is the source of this 612-nucleotide messenger RNA. RefSeq names its product 60S ribosomal protein L32-like. The record is from RefSeq and is a predicted model, not a curated record. Gene Ontology annotation, molecular function: structural constituent of ribosome. Gene Ontology annotation, cellular component: cytosolic large ribosomal subunit; ribosome. Gene Ontology annotation, biological process: translation. Lineage: Eukaryota; Metazoa; Chordata; Mammalia; Artiodactyla; Suidae.